Messenger RNA from Plasmodium malariae, 354 nucleotides. RefSeq names its product conserved Plasmodium protein, unknown function. The record is from RefSeq and is a predicted model, not a curated record. The transcript has 2 exons. Lineage: Eukaryota; Apicomplexa; Aconoidasida; Haemosporida; Plasmodiidae. The coding region runs from base 1 to 354 and encodes 117 amino acids.
AUGUUUAUAAGAAGCCUUGGUAAAGACGCAGCGAAACUGUUAAGCAAUCAUCCAUGUAUGAUUAUGAAUGCUACUACGCAUAUUAAACAUGAUAUGAGAUGUUAUGACUUACUUGUAAAAAGAAAUUUAUCUUUUACGAAAAUUCAUUUAACGCACUACUUAGAGGACUAUUAUACUUCCCCUGAAAUUGCAACUAAUAUGGUAUCCCCCAUGUCUGAAUAUGUUUGGUGGAGUUGGCUAAUAUUACAAGGUGUUAUAGUUUUCGGCACACUGUUUCAUUCGAAUUACUAUUUCACUGGAAAGCCUCUGCCAAAGGUUCAAGGGAAUUCUCAGUUAUGUGAAGACUCAUGGUAA